AUGAAUCCUAUAAAUACCGAAGAUGACGCGCCGUUGAGUUCCGUGCCGUCAGGAGGUCGCCUCUACGCGUUACACUUGCCGGAGGAUACUCCCGAAUGGCGUGUUGCGAUACAUCGAAAAUUGCAAUACAAUCAUGAACCGUACUUCCUUGGUGCCGCAAGUGGUUUCGUUGUCACGCAGUUUGGCUUACCGCUAAUCGUCCCUUGCCCACCGAAUAUAACUGGAAAGGAAUUAUACGAAGAUGUGAUGAGCCAAAUGCGCAGAUUCAUGGACGUGUCAUCGCCAGCUAUAUCGAGUCGAGCUCAUGAUCCGUCAGAAGACAUAUCAUUCGGCUAUCCCUUCUCGUUGUGUUUGGUGGAUGAAUCCUGGGGGUGGUGUGGUCAGUGUCCCGCUCUGCGUUUCUGUAGAGGCUGUGCUAUUAGGCCAGAUUCGACACCGGCCAGUAUACCUGAAAACUGUGGAAUAGCUGUUGACUGGCUUCCCAUUGCUUUGUAUCUUAAGUACAAUCAUUCGCAAGAACUGGCUUGUGAAGAUGACGAAUCAGUCGCUGAGACGUGGUCACGGCAUUUUGCUCCGUCUUCUCUGGAGCACUGUCUCGAGAAGUUUAGCUGUCCAGAAACUUUAGAUGCUUUGAUUCACUGUGAUACGUGCAAUGAGAAGACGAAAAGAGACAAAGUAAUGACGAUAUGGAGGCUGCCAAGAUAUUUGGUGAGAUGCCAUUCUUGUAAAUGCUCUCCGAGCUUCAUUCCUUGA
Molecule: messenger RNA, 753 nt
Organism: Haemonchus placei
Lineage: Eukaryota; Metazoa; Nematoda; Chromadorea; Rhabditida; Trichostrongylidae
Source: the annotation of a GenBank genome assembly